Messenger RNA from Fulmarus glacialis (Northern fulmar), 927 nucleotides. Its product is annotated as maternal embryonic leucine zipper kinase-like. NCBI's taxonomy places the organism in Eukaryota, Metazoa, Chordata, Aves, Procellariiformes, Procellariidae. The transcript is spliced from 10 exons. Gene Ontology annotation, biological process: microtubule cytoskeleton organization; protein phosphorylation; intracellular signal transduction. Gene Ontology annotation, cellular component: cytoplasm. The record is from RefSeq and is a predicted model, not a curated record. Gene Ontology annotation, molecular function: ATP binding; protein serine/threonine kinase activity; tau-protein kinase activity. The annotation marks the transcript as partial.
AUGGCUGUAGGUGACUACGAGGAAAUUCUCAAGUACUAUGAAUUACAUGAAACAAUUGGAACAGGUGGGUUUGCGAAGGUAAAACUUGCGCGACACCUUCUCACUGGUGAAAAAGUUGCAAUAAAAAUCAUGGACAAACUUGCUCUAGGGGAUGACUUGCCUCGUGUUAAAAUAGAAAUUGAUGCCAUGAAGAACUUAAGUCACCAGCAUAUUUGCCAGUUGUAUCACGUGAUAGAGACAUCUAAGAAAAUAUUCAUGGUCUUAGAGUACUGUCCUGGAGGAGAGCUGUUUGAUUACAUAAUUUCUAAGGACCGCCUUUCAGAAGAGGAAGCUCGUGUAUUUUUUCGGCAGAUUGUUUCAGCAAUUGCUUAUGUUCACAGUCAGGGUUAUGCCCACAGGGAUCUCAAACCAGAAAAUCUGCUGAUUGACAAGGAACAUAAUUUGAAGCUGAUAGACUUUGGACUUUGUGCAAAGCCAAAGGGUGGCCUUGAUUACCAUCUGAACACAUGCUGUGGAAGCCCAGCUUAUGCAGCACCAGAGCUGAUUCAGGGCAAAGCAUAUAUUGGCUCAGAGGCAGAUAUUUGGAGCAUGGGAGUACUGCUGUAUGCUCUACUCUGUGGCUCUCUCCCCUUUGAUGAUGACAAUAUCAUGGCUGUCUACAGGAAGAUAAUGAGAGGAAAAUACACUAUUCCAAAGUGGCUCUCUCCUAGCAGUACGUUACUACUUAACCAAAUGCUGCAGGUGGACCCAAAGAAGCGGAUUACAGUUAAACAUCUGCUAAGUCACCCUUGGCUCAUGCAAGGUUAUUCUGAUGCUGUUCAGUGGCAAAGUAAACACCCACUGGGACAUCUUGAUGAAGACUGCGUAACAGAGCUUUCUGUGUUUCAUAAACAGAGCAGGGAGAGUAUAUCGGAAUUAAUAUCAGAG